AUGCCCCUGGAGGCACCAAUCGACGGGCACAGCGAGUCGCUGCCAUUGCUCCAUAACCUGGCCGACCGAAGACCAUACCAGCCAUAUUGCGUGACCGAAGCCUCUUCGCGUGCCCAAAGCCCGGAACUUCUCACUCCGAAACCUUUACGCAUUAUCAAAUCCUGCGCCCGGGAACUCGAUGGCGAUGAGCAAACUCAACACUCCAGGGAUGAUGUGUUAGACAUGUUGCCUGCCCGAUCUGCGGCAUCAAGUCCCGGGCAACAAGACAGUCUUAUCAUAUUACCCAAGACGGGAAGCAAAAGCAAAAGAAACCCAUCCUUAUCCAAUCGCAUAUCGCAGCUCGGGAACACCAAAACGGCAAGUCCAAAUUACAUCGCACAGGCCGUAACUCCACGCGGAAGCCACACAUUAGCUUCACUUGACGAGGCAGUGUACGACGAGACACUAUCACAUCCGUGGGUGCAACGCCCAAGGUCUUUGUACAUAGCAACGUCUCAGCAAGUCAUUCGCAAGCCGCUUCCAUGGCGUAGCGGACAUGCAGGAAUGGAUUACCAUCCAUUACCUCCCCUGCCGUACGAUACAACUGCAACACCGGAGUUA
This is a messenger RNA of Cucurbitaria berberidis CBS 394.84, 600 nucleotides long. RefSeq lists its product as uncharacterized. The record is from RefSeq and is a predicted model, not a curated record. The annotation marks the transcript as partial. The transcript has a single exon. NCBI's taxonomy places the organism in Eukaryota, Fungi, Ascomycota, Dothideomycetes, Pleosporales, Cucurbitariaceae.